This is a messenger RNA of Prunus mume (Japanese apricot), 1077 nucleotides long. Its product is annotated as replication protein A 32 kDa subunit B-like. Gene Ontology annotation, cellular component: site of double-strand break; DNA replication factor A complex; nucleus. The record is from RefSeq and is a predicted model, not a curated record. NCBI's taxonomy places the organism in Eukaryota, Viridiplantae, Streptophyta, Magnoliopsida, Rosales, Rosaceae. Gene Ontology annotation, biological process: nucleotide-excision repair; double-strand break repair via homologous recombination; DNA replication. Gene Ontology annotation, molecular function: single-stranded DNA binding.
UUCCAUUUAUACCUAAGUUUCGGUCUUUCAAUACUCAGCAGGGUCAUUUGAUUUGAUCAAACUAGCCUCUUAGGGUUUCUCAGAGAUCAGAAAGGCAUGAGCUUCACCCAAUUCGAUGGCACUGCGGCCUUCUCUGGCGGUGGCUUCAUGCCCCCUCAGGCCACCCAGACCGCCGACCCCUCUUUCAAUACCUCCAAGAAUCGUGACGUUCAGACAUUGCUGCCACUUACUGUGAAGCAGAUAAAGGAUGCAUUUGUCUCAGCAAAUGAAAAAUCAGAAUUUGUUAUUGACGGUGUUGACGUGAACAAUGUUACACUUGUGGGGAUGGUCCGUGACAAAGUUGGAAGAAUUACGGAUGUUGCUUUCAUUCUUGACGAUGGGACUGGACGGUUGGAUUGUAACAAGUGGUUUGAUGAAGCAAUAGACGCAAAUGAAAUGGAAAGAAUCUUGGAUGGAAUGUAUGUCCGGGUUCAUGGACGCUUGAAGAGCUUUCAGGGCAAAAAGACCUUAAAUGUCUUCUCUAUUAGGCCUGUGAAUGACUAUAAUGAGAUUGCAAGCCACUUCAUUGAGUGUAUAUACGUCCAUGUCUACAACAGCAGGUUACAGAAAGCACAUGUUGAUGUUGGCGUCACUACUCAACCACAUAUGACAAUCCCAACAAAUCAGUUUUCUGGCCAAUAUAGCUUCGAUGGACAGAGUAGCACUGAAAUAAAGGUCUUAGAAAUUUUGAGCCAGCCUUCAUACCUUGCAAGGGAAGAGGGGGCACACCUUGAUGAUAUAGCCCGACAACUGAAAAUUCCAGUGAAUGAUCUCAUGUUAGCUGUUGAUAAUCUAGUACAGGAAGGCAAAGUUUACUCAACAGUUGAUGACUUUCACUUCAAAUCAACUGCCAAUGCUUAAGUCUUUACCCUUGGGUUCUUUUACUUUGUUCUGUGAACCCUUUGAAUACAGAGGAUUGCUUAUUCAAGCAACUAUCUGCACUUUGUUUUUAGAUGUACAUCUUAUAGACUAGCUUAUCCAAAAUGUAGACAGCUGAGAUAUUACUAAUAGGCUCAUUUCCAUUUGCACCUGAGCAAA